Molecule: messenger RNA, 5799 nt
Organism: Oryctolagus cuniculus (rabbit)
Lineage: Eukaryota; Metazoa; Chordata; Mammalia; Lagomorpha; Leporidae
Source: RefSeq, a predicted model, not a curated record
GGUGCAGGGCCCAAGCACCUGGGCCAUCCUCCACUGCACUCCCUGGCCACAGCAGAGAGCUGGGCUGGAAGAAGGGCAACUGGGACAGAAUCCGGCGCCCCAACCGGGACUAGAACCCGGUGUGCCGGCGCUACAAGGCAGAGGAUUAGCCUAGUGAGCCGCGGCGCCGGCUGUUUUUUUUUUUGUUGUUGUUGUUGUUUUUGUUUGUUUGUUUGUUUUUUAAAGAUUUAUAUAUUUGAAAGAGUUCCAGAGAGGGAAAGACAGAGAGAGAGAGAGAUCUUUCAUCUGCUGGUUCAUUCCUCAGAUGGCCACAACGACCAGGUCUGGGCCAAGCCGGAGCCAGGAGCUUCUUGCGGGUGUCGCCUGUGGGUAGCAAGGGCUGAAGCACCUGGGCCGACUUCCACUGCUUUCCCAGGCAUUAGCAGGGAGCUGGAUGGGAAGCAGAGCAGCUGGGACACGAACCGGUGCCUGUAACAUGGGAUGCUGGUGGCCCAAGCAGCAGCUUUACCAGCUGUGCCACAACAAUGGCCCCUGAAAAUUCUGUUGAGUUCUAAGGGAACGAUACUUCUUUAGAACGGGUGGGAGUGCAUUUCAGCAUGAUACAGGUGGCCUUUUAAAGUGAGGCUCCCUUGGGGCUAGUGCUGUGGCUCAGCAGGAUAAGCUUCUGCCUGCAGUGCCAGCAUCCCAUAUGGGCGCUGGUUCGAGUCCCAGCUGUUCCGCUUCCACUCCAGCUCCCUGCUGAUGCACCUGGGAAAGCAGAGGAAGAUGGCCGAAGUGCUCGGCACCCUUGUGGGAGACCAGGAAGCAGCUCCUGACUGGCCUGGCUGUGGCAGCCAUUCAGGGAGUGAACCUCCUCUCUCCUCUCUCUGUGUAACUUUGACUUUCAAGUAAAUAAAUAAAUAAAUCUUUAAAAAUAAAUAAGUAAAUAAAGUGAGGCUCUCAGCCGACGUAUAGUCCCUACAUAGGUGUCUGCACCUGUGACUCCAAACAGGAGACAGCGUGACCCUUGGAGUACCAAGUUCAAGACCCCCUGCGUUAGUGUCUGUGUUCUGAAUGUUUUAUAGCAGAGGCAAAACAGGAAGCCAAGGCGUGCCCACGCAUAGGAUGCUAAAACAAAAACCCCCCUCGCUCCCCUUAGAACUUCAGGGUGGCAGCUUGGUUAUGGUACAGACACUGCUGAUUGCUGGCCUGCUGUGACGAGAUAUGGACCACAAGGUGAAAGCUGCAUCAUAUACUCUGGGGGCUUGGGGCGGCUCCUUGCCCAGGCGCAGGGAGUCUGUGUUCCGUGCCCUUUACCAUACCUGCACUGCCUGUCUCUGUUCUUCCCUGAACAGCUGCAACUCAGUGGAGUACUAGCAAAGGUUGGCUUUCCUCACCGACAGCUAACUUAGGGAUGACUUCCUGACGCUGUUCCAAAUGGGAAGUGAAAAGCCCGGGGCUGUUUGUCAGUGGAGGAGUAGAAUUUAAUGUCCUUGGGAAGCGGUGGCUGAUUUCUUGAAACUGGCCUUGGCAUUGUCCCUUAGAUCCUCUUCUGAGUGGUUUAUUUUCUUUUAAAGAUUCAUUUAUUUUUAUUUGAAAGGCAGAGUUACAGAGGGGCAGAGGCAGAGAGAGGUCUUCCAUCCGCUGGUUCACUCCCCAGACGGCCGCAAUGGCUGGAGCUGGACCAAUUCGAAGCCAGGAGUUUCUUCCAGGUCUCCCACACGGGUGUAGGGGCCCCAGCACUGGGGCCGUCUUCCACUGCUUUCCCGGGCCACAGCAGAGAGCUGGAUGGGAAGUGAAGCAGCCGGGACAGUGCCAUGUGGGAUGCCUGCGCCAGCCCCUUCUGAGUGGUUCAGGACCUCUCAGAAAGAUGGAAGGCGUGCCUGCAGGGGAUAGGGCUUGGCCAUCGCUCACGGGUCUCUGCAGCCCCUCAGAGCGGAGAGGCCGAAAUCUGUUCCCUCCGCCCUCCCUCGCUCUGUAAAUAUUGUAGCUGAUCUCUAGAAUUUUAGCAUACCACAUCAGUCAAUACAAAAUUCAAAUUCUUGAGAACUGUGUGCAUCCUGACCCGUCGGGGUGACCGACCAGCCAGCCAGCCAGCCCAGGGUGGCUAAGCCCGCUAACACGGGGUUUAGGAAGACCUCCCCGAGACUGACUUCAUUCUAGUUUUGCUUUGCAUCAUCAGCUUCUCCCCAAGCUGUAGAGAAGGAAUCUCCGAACCCAUGAAGCCUUGUGCAGUACCCUUCUAGAACCCCCAGUGUUACUCUGGUUGCUACAGUAACGACAGAACCCGAGUUUCUUUCAGAGCAUUUUUCAGCUUUCUCUACAGAGGCAGAAAAGUCCCCGGCGGGAGGGAGACCCCAGAGCCCCCGUGGGUAGGCAGCUCCGUUCCCUGCAGUAUCUGUGGUUAUAACUGUGGGUCCCAUCUUGUGUGGCACCGGCCCCCGUCUUUCCUGAGUCUGUCAGGAAGGGAGUGAGGGGCAGCCGAGGAAGCCCCAGCAAUGGGUUGAGGAGGUCCGGGUUCCACAGGGGACAGUUCCGAAGCAUUGUGUUGCCAUAGUCCCGUCGGGGCACUGCCGCCAUCAGCCGCUCGUUACGAGCGAGCAGAUGUGUGUAGAGGUAGCAAGUGGUAGUCGGAGGCCAGGGCUGUCGCAGAGGACUGUGCUAACAACGGGGCUUUGUGCUGCUGGCAGAGUGUAAAAGAGGGCGCCCAUGUUACCCUGGGCCUCGGGACCUGGCCUGCCUCUCUCCAGCCCGCCCGAGUGAAUGGGGUCAGUGCUGGCUGUCUCAUCUAUGCAGUCACAAAGGGUUCUGCGUCUUCUCUUCUGCGCCCUCAUGACCAAUCUAGGUGGCUUAAGAUCGAGAAGAGAGGACACGGACGUGGGCCACCCCCUGAGCAGCUGUAAAGUGGGGCCAUGCACACUGCCUGCCCGUCAGAGCCCUGGAGAGUAAGAAGCUCGUGGCUGGGCAGAGGGCAUGGCCAGGAUUCCUGCAAUUGGAAGAUCUUCAGCCGCACCAUCUUUGGAGAACAAGGAAGAAAAUGAAAGUGAAAUGGCCCUCCUUAGUCCCAAGGAGCCUAACAGAGGACACUCGGAGGAGCAGCGGGCGCACCCUGCGGCCUCUGACCUUGACGCCAGCAUGCAGGGCGCCCCCUGCAGCCUCGCCGCUGGGCUCAGCCUGGACGACUUCAUCCCUGGGCACCUGCGGGCCCGCGUGGGCUCAGCAUCCCAGGGCACACGGGUGCCUGUGAUCCGGAAUGGUGGCUCCAACACCCUUAAUUUCCAGUUCCACGAUCCCGCGCCCAGGACCGUGUGCAAUGGCUACUACCCACCCAGGAGGGAUGCUGUCCGGCACCCAGAGCCUGCCUGGUAUCAGACCUGGCCAGGCCCUGGGAGCCGGCCCUCUGCCAGCCCGAAGACCCCUGCCUCCCCGCACGCCCAGAACUGGUCAGCCACGUGGACCAAGGACAGCAGGCGCCGGGACAAGCGCUGGGUCAAGUACGAAGGCAUUGGGCCCGUGGAUGAGAGCGGCAUGCCCAUCGCCCCCCGAUCCAGUGUCGACAGCCCCCGGGACUGGUACCGGAGGAUGUUCCAGCAGAUUCACCGCAAGAUGCCAGACCUGCAGCUGGACUGGACCUCCGAGGAGCCACCCAAAGACCCCCGACAUCCAGGACCCCAGCAAAGACCCAGCUCCAGGCCCAGCCCAGUGGGGACUUCGAGCCGGAAAAUCUGGGACCACACUGGAGAGCUACCGAGCAGCACCUUUACCUGCAGUCCUGGAGUGUCCUCCUCUGGACCCCCGCCUCCAAAUCAGGCGCCGGUACCCAGACGCCGGGAGAAAGACAGCGUCUGGGCAGAAGACUCGUGGAACCAGUUUCUGCAUGAAAUAGAGACUGGGCAGAAGCCAAAGAAACCCCUGGUGGACAACAACCCUGUGGAGAAGCCCUCCCAGCCCAUCGAGGUCCUGCUGGAGAGGGAGCUGGCCAAGCUGAGCGCUGAGCUGGACAAGGACCUGCGGGCCAUCGAGACUCGGCUGCCAUCCCCCAAGAGCUCGCAGGCGCCCCGACGGACCCCGGAGCCGCGGCCCGCAGCCGGCACGGCCUCCGCCUGGAGCUCCAGCACCCCGCAUGCGUCUCACCUGGCUUCCUCGCGACCCCUGAGCCCCUACAGAAUGGCGGAUGGAGGAAGCCCUUUCCUGGGGCGGAGGGAUUUUGUCUACCCCUCCUCAGCCCGAGACCCCGUGGCCGCCGACCGAGGGGGCAGCCCCGCCAGGAGGGACGAGAAGAAGAGGAAGGCCGCCCGGCUCAAGUUCGACUUCCAGGCGCAGUCCCCCAAGGAGCUGACUCUGCAGAAAGGUGACAUUGUCUACAUCCACAAGGAGGUGGACAAGAACUGGCUGGAAGGGGAGCACCAUGGCCGACUAGGCAUCUUCCCUGCUAACUACGUGGAGGUGCUGCCCGCAGAUGAGAUCCCCAAGCCCAUCAAACCACCGACCUACCAGGUGGUGGAGUACGGGGAAGCCGUGGCCCAGUACACCUUCAAGGGGGACCUGGAAGUGGAGCUGUGCUUCCGCAAGGGAGAGCGCAUCUGCCUGAUCCGCAAGGUGAACGAGAACUGGUACGAGGGCCGCAUCACGGGCACCGGGCGCCAGGGCAUCUUCCCCGCCAGCUACGUGCAGGUGUGCCGCGAGCCCCGCCUGCGGGUCUGCGACGAUGGCCCGCAGCUGCCCGCCACCGCCGCCACCCGGCUGGCCCGGCAGCCCAGCUCCCCCUCGGGGCCGCGCAGCCCCGCCGACCCCACCGACUGGGGGGGCCGCACCUCCCCCCGCCGCACCAGCCUCUCCUUCCCCACCCAGGAGCCCAGACCGCAGGCUCAGAGCCUCAGCACCCCUGGGCCAGCGCUGUCCCAUCCUCGAGGCUCCAGCCAUCCCCUGGACCCGGGGGCCCCCACCCCCCACACCGCUCAGAUACACUGGACCCCGUACCGGGCCAUGUACCAGUACAGGCCACAGAAUGACGACGAACUGGAACUCCGCGAGGGGGACCGCGUGGAUGUCAUGCAGCAGUGUGACGACGGCUGGUUUGUGGGUGUCUCCCGCAGGACUCAGAAGUUCGGGACAUUCCCUGGCAAUUACGUAGCUCCGGUGUGAGUGGUGUGUAUGGGAACCGGGAGCCGGCCAGGAUGGGGCGGGGAGCCGCAGCCCUUCAGGACGGGGAGAGAGGACCGCCACGCCCUCCUCCCCCAGGACCUGCGCUCCCAGCUCCACACACACCCCCGGCAGCCUUUCCCUCGGAGCCCCCUGGAAGCCCCUGGACUGGCUGCCACCCACAGCUUACAGGCGUCCCUACAGCCCUUUCAUCCCCCCUGCCCCCAAAUACAGAGGUCUGCUUUGAAGUGGAGACUGUUGGCAGGCCUUAUUGGGGCCAGACCCUGCGUCCCCUAGCCCCACCCUACUGCGGUGCUUCCUGUAACAGGGGCUGGCUCCCAGCUUCACCCCCAUGGGGUCCCUCUAACAAGGACCGGCUUUCUAGGCUAACAGAGACCAAAGGCGUCCCGUCUCUCCAGCUUGCCUGCUGGCCCCUCUGCCUUCUUGCCCCCAGCUGAGCCUGGGAGCCAAGUGGGAGCCGGAGGCAGCCCCCUCUGUAGCGUCUGAGGCCUAGCCAGAGGCCGCCACGCCCUGGGCCUGAGCUCCACACCACCCCCUGCUGGCCUGACCCAGGCGCUGUGCAGGGGACACUCUGCUGGCCUCCUGCCUCCCAGCUCUCCCACCCGACGCCCAAGUCCCCUCUGGAAGAGAAUGUACAAUAAAGCUGGACUCCGGGCA